This is a messenger RNA of Eleginops maclovinus (Patagonian blennie), 3106 nucleotides long. RefSeq names its product WAP, follistatin/kazal, immunoglobulin, kunitz and netrin domain containing 2b (gene wfikkn2b). Bases 1 to 1731 code for a protein of 576 amino acids. Gene Ontology annotation, cellular component: extracellular region. The transcript is spliced from 2 exons. Gene Ontology annotation, molecular function: serine-type endopeptidase inhibitor activity; transforming growth factor beta binding; receptor antagonist activity. Gene Ontology annotation, biological process: transforming growth factor beta receptor signaling pathway. The record is from RefSeq and is a predicted model, not a curated record. NCBI's taxonomy places the organism in Eukaryota, Metazoa, Chordata, Actinopteri, Perciformes, Eleginopidae.
AUGUGGUGGAUGCUGUUUCCACGCUGGAUCUGGUUCCUGGUGUGUGUGUCAGUGUGGUGUGUCAAUGUCGGUGUUCUGCCGCAUAUCACCUACUCACACCCGGGGAUCUGCCCCAAUGACAUGAACCCCAACCUGUGGGUGGAUGCCAUGAGCACAUGCACCCGAGAAUGUGAAUCUGAUCAGGAGUGUGAAUCCUUUGAAAAGUGUUGCCAGAAUGUUUGUGGGAACAGGAGUUGUGUGGCAGCCCGUUAUCUGGACGGGAAGAAAGGCCCCAUGGGAAUGCCCAAGGAGGCCACCUGCACCAGCUUCAUGUGCACCCAGCAGGGCUCUGAGUGUGACAUCUGGGACGGCCAGCCGGUGUGCAAGUGCCGGGACCGCUGCGAGAGGGAGCCGCACUUCACCUGCGCGUCUGACGGCAUGACCUACUACAACAAGUGCUACAUGGACGCAGAGGCGUGCUCCAAGGGCAUCAGCCUAGCCGUCGUCACCUGCCGCUUCCACCUCACCUGGCCCAACACCAGCCCCUCGCUGCCACAGGCCACAACUCUGCGCCCCACCACUGCUCCUCUUCAAGCGACCAUCCCCCCUCCCACCGUGCCUCAGACGCCCGUGGUGGUCAACAGCCCAGUUCACCAGACUGUCAGUCUGGGCGACACAGCCAGCUUCCUGUGCGACGUGACAGGCCGCCCCCGACCUGAGAUCAGCUGGGAGAAGCAGCUGCCGGAGGGGCUGGAGAGAGUUACCAUGAGGCCGAAUCAUGUGCGCAGGAACAUGGUGGUCACCAACAUCGGGCAGCUGGUCAUCUACAACACGCAGCCGCAGGAUUCAGGCGUCUACAUCUGCACCGCCCAGAACCCCUCUGGAUCUGUGAAGGUCAGCCAUCCGCUCUCUGUCUUGCCCUUAGAGGCACCCAAGACCCCCCACCCCAGGAACGUGACCCGCUGCCUGCCUGAAGAGUGUCUGAAACCGCCUGAUAACCCUGAGGAUUGUGGGAGCGAGAUGGAGAGAGUCAGCUGGUACUACGAGUCCAAGACCAACAACUGCUUCUCCUUCACCCACUGCCACAGCAGCAGCAGCCCGCAGCCCAGGAAGAUGUUGGACACAUACGAGGAGUGCAUGCAGUGCUGCGGCCCCGAGCUGUCAGGUCCGUGCGGCCUCCCCAGUCUGCAGGGCCCCUGCAAGGCCUACGAGCCCCGCUGGGCAUACAGCAGCACCCUGCUGCAGUGCCAGUCCUUCAUCUACGGCGGCUGUGAAGGCAACAACAACAACUUUGAAUCCAAAGAAGCCUGCGAGGAGAUGUGCCCGUACCCGAAAAACCACCACUGCAAGGCCUGCAAGCCGCGAGGCAAGAUGGUGACGAGCUUUUGCCGCAGUGACUUCGUCAUCCUGGGACGCAUGACAGAACUGACGGAGGAGAAGGACUCGGGCCAUGCCCUUGUGACCGUGGAGGAAAUCCUAAAAGACGACAAGAUGGGUCUCCGAUUCUUUGGCAAGGAGCCUCUGGAAGUGACCUUCCUCAACAUGGACUGGAAUUGCCCUUGCCCGAACAUCACGGGUGCUGCCGCUGAAGGGCAGGUCAUCAUCAUGGGCAACGCCAACGACGGCAUGGCUGUGCUUCAGCCGGAGAGCUACGUGGGCGCUUCAAGCCCGCGACGUGUACGGAAGUUGAGGGAGGUCAUCUCCAAGAACACGUGUGACAUUCUCAAAGCGAUCACCAACAGCCCGCAGUAGGGUCAGGAUUAGGGACAUGAAGGUUAGACUGCGACAUCCUGAUCCCUACGGGACAUUCAUGCAGUAAUGUUGAAAAGGACCAGGGUAAGGCAAGGCAAGUUUAUUUAUACAGCACCUUUCAACACAAGGCAAUUCAAAGUGCUUUACAAAAAUGAAAGACAUAAGGGGCAUUAAGAAACAGUGCAGCAGAAAACACAUUAUAAAAUGGCAUUUAAAAAGAGCAAAGAUAAUAAAAUAAACAUAACAGGUAUAAAAUACAUGAAUAAAGGAACAAUGCAGUGUGAGAUAUCUACUAUAAUUCUACUUCAUCUUCUCAGUUUCCAGAGGUGUUGUCAGAGCUGACGUCUGUCCUCUCCAGAUAAAAUAACCUGUUCUGUUUUACUGCUAGUCUUUUUGCUCCAACCUGAUCCCAUGGUACUUUUAAGUUUCCCUGAAACUAUUCCUCUUUCACUUUAGUUAAGUUUACCUUGUCUUUCUAGGACUUUUUAGGAUUCCUCCGCAAACCAAGGUGAUGAAACCAAAAUGUAUUGCCUGUACCUUUUAAGUUUCCCUGAAACUAUAACAUAAAACAUGAGUAACACAGGUUUACAUAACAUGAAUAAAAGUUAUAAUGCAGAAUAAAAGUUAUAGUGCCAUGUUAGAUAAGAACAGUUCAAUUAAAGGCAGUGGCAAAAAGAAAUGUUUUAGCCUGGAUUUUAAAGCAGUAAGAGUAGCAGCAGACCUGCAGGGUUCUGGGAGUUUGUUCCAGAUAUUUGGAGCAUAAUAACUGAACGCUGCUUCUCCUAGGGUAGCAAGAGUUCCUCAUUUCGGAGACCCUUGUCGCAUGAUUCUGUGAGUCUCAUAUGUGGUCAGUUUGCUGCCGAGCUUUUGUUAUGUCCUUGGUAUUGUUGAUUGAAUUACCAUGUACAGUGUAUAAACACAAGAAACAUCCAUCACGAUCCUCUCGCCUCCUGAAUCCCCCAGACUCAGAUGUCCUCGAUGCCCUCUCCUGCCUCCUGCAGAAAUGGACGUUGCAGACUUGCAUUGAAGCAAAAAACAGACCAGUUGAGUUUGAUCUUAUGUACAUAAUUUAGGUGCCACAACUCUUUUGAUUCUUUCAUUCGCUAACUCUUACUUCACACAUGUACCCAUUAUUUCUUAGUGUUUAAAUGUUGUUAAAUGCAUCCAUAAACCUGUCCAGGGGUUAGCACAUACAGUGCAACAAGGUAGAUUUGGAUCAUCCAAAGUUGUAAUAUAUUUUAUUAACCAUUUUACCGCCUUUCCUGAGUCAUUUAUUUUUUUAUCUUGCUUUUACUUUUUGGCUAUUUAUUAUCAUGUAACCUUUUGUCUUGUUUUUGUAUCACAUUCUCUCUGAAACGGAAAUGUGUAUAAUUUU